AUGCUGAAUGAUGAUUCCACAUCUGCGUUACCAACUGCUCGUUUUACUACUUCUCGUUCUGUUUUUCAUGAGGAUGAUUAUACGCAUCCAUGUCAUCCUUUUUAUGUGCACCCGUCUGAUAUUUUAGGGUCUUCCUUUGUUUCUGUUCCUCUUUAUGGUACUGGGUAUGGGAGUUGGAGACGAACCAUCCUUGUGGCCUUGUCUAUUAGAAAUAAACUGGAUUUCAUUAAUGGAUCUUCAGUUAAGCCUCCUGACAGUUCUCCUUUGGCGAGACAGUGUGUUGAGUACUCUAAACUUGCCAAAGAUAUUUGGAGUAAGUUGGAGGAAAGAUAUGGUCAAGCAGAUGCUGCAAGGGUAUUUGAGCUUAAGAAAGAACUUGCUCACAUCUCACAAGGAUCACUUGAUAUUGCUUCAUAUUUCAACAAAAUCAAGCAAUUGUGGGAUGAAAUUGAUGCCUUGUCAAUCAGUAGAGUCAGGUCCUGUAGCAAUUGUGGUUUCAAAUCUGAUUAUCAGAAAGAUGAUGAUGUUCAAAAGGUGUAA
Messenger RNA from Nicotiana tabacum (common tobacco), 540 nucleotides. RefSeq lists its product as uncharacterized. The record is from RefSeq and is a predicted model, not a curated record. Lineage: Eukaryota; Viridiplantae; Streptophyta; Magnoliopsida; Solanales; Solanaceae.